This is a messenger RNA of Populus nigra (black poplar), 3867 nucleotides long. RefSeq names its product trihelix transcription factor GTL1-like. The record is from RefSeq and is a predicted model, not a curated record. NCBI's taxonomy places the organism in Eukaryota, Viridiplantae, Streptophyta, Magnoliopsida, Malpighiales, Salicaceae. The transcript has 3 exons. Bases 669 to 3089 code for a protein of 806 amino acids.
GAAGAGAACUGACAACACAGCAUCUCAUUUGUUUUAUCAUUUCACACAGCUCUCUCUCUCUCUCUCUCUCUCUCUCUCUCUUAAUCAUCAACAUCCUCAUAAUUUGUCAUCUCCAUUCAUCUCUCUUUCUCUCUCUACCUAGCCUCAUCUUUUGGCAGAGUGUAGUGCAGCUGAUGAUGAUGAUGAUGAUGCCCUUCUUCUAGUUUUUCUUUUUAUUCCUGGUUUUGUUGAAUUAAAAACAAGAAAAAAGGGUUUAAAAAAUAAUAAAUCAAAUCUGAAGAAGAGGGCAGCAGCAGCUAGCACUGACUCAUAGGAAUUCUUUCUUUCUUGGCUUUUAUUUUAUCUUUUCCAGUUGUCUACUCUCUCCCUCCCCCCCUCCCUCUCUCUCCUUUUCUUUUCUUUUCUUUUUAAGCAUCACCAGAACUUCCCUUACCCUCUCUCUCUCUCUCUCUCUCUCUUUGUUGCUCUCCCAAUUCUCUUAUUAUCUCUUGAAUUCUUCUCAUUUCCCCUUAAUCCUCUUGCGAGGGAGGGGACAAAGGGAUCAAGAAAUCAUUUACGGGCUGAAUUAUCAUCAUAGAUGAAGAGAGAUCCUCAGCUUCAAGAAUCGCAAAUUUAAUAUCAAGGAAAAUUAAGUGAGUGGGGGGAGAGAGAGAGAGUCAAGUUCAGAGAUGCAACAAGGAGGUGGAGAAAGAGGGUCAUCACAGUCACAAUAUGGAGUGCCACACCAACAGGAAGGUGAUGUACCUAUAACAACUCCUACAUCUGCUGCACUAGCAACCCACAUGCAGCAGCAAGUAGUAGAAGAAGCAUCGCCCAUUAGCAGCAGACCUCCUGCCACAGCUGCCACAACAAGUGGGGUUAUGAAUUUAGAUGAAUUUAUGAGACUUUCAGGGAGUGGUGGUGCAGAAGAAGAUAUUGUUGCUGGAGAAGAUGCAGAUCGAACAGGAGGUAUUGCUAGUGGCAAUAGGUGGCCAAGGCAAGAAACUCAUGCCCUUUUGCAAAUUAGGUCUGAAAUGGAUGCUGCUUUUCGCGAUGCCACCUUAAAAGGUCCUCUAUGGGAGGAUGUUUCAAGGAAGCUAGCAGAGAUGGGAUACAAGAGAAAUGCCAAGAAAUGUAAAGAAAAGUUUGAGAACGUGCACAAGUAUUAUAAAAGAACAAAGGAAGGCAGAGCCGGUCGUCAAGAUGGCAAAAGCUACAGGUUUUUUAGCCAGCUUGAAGCUUUGCAUAAUACUACUGGUAGUGGCGGUGCUUCUGCUAGUGUCAUCAAUAUGUCUGGUGCUGCUCCUCAGCAGAUUUUCACUACAACAACAAGCAGUCUGGAUGUUGCUCCUGUUUCUGUUGGAAUUCCUAUGCCUAUUUCGUCUUCUGUUAGAAUCCCUCCACCUUCUUCUCGGGUACUUCAACCAGCUUCAAAUAUUGGCUCAAUGUUCCCUCCUGAUUUGGGGGCAACAGUGGCCGCAGCUGCUGCAGGUGCUGGCCAUGUUGGAAUCAGCUUCUCGUCGAAUGGGUCUUCUUCUUCUCCAAGUUCUGAAGACGUUGACGACGAGGAGGAGGAGGAUGAAGAGCUAUUAGGAGGACAACCAUCAGCUACGGCUGCUGGUACGAGUCGAAAACGUAAAAGGGCAUCAUUAUCGUCAGCUAAAGGAGAAACUCAUCGGAUGAUGGAGUUUUUUGAGGGACUAAUGAAACAGCUCAUGCAGAAGCAAGAGGCGAUGCAACAGAGAUUUUUGGAGGCGAUUGAGAAGAGGGAGCAAGAUAGGAUGAUAAGAGAUGAAGCUUGGAAAAGGCAAGAGAUGGCUAGAUUGAGUCGUGAACAUGAGAUUAUGGCUCAAGAACGGGCUAUUUCUGCUAGUCGAGAUGCUGCUAUUGUUGCCUUUCUACAGAAAAUUACAGGCCAAACUAUUCAUUUGCCUACGCCUGUAUCAAUGGCUCCUCCAUUUUCACUACCUCCACCACCACCACCACCAGAACCGCAACCGGUUCAAGUAACGCCAUUGUUCACUGUCUCAACCCAACCACCACCACCACAACAACUUCAACCCAUGCCACAGUCACAAGUAACACCACAACAAAAUAUACAACAGCCACAACCACUCCCCCAACAGCAGCACCACCACCACCAACAAGGGCAUCGUCAACACCAACUACCCAUUUCUUCAGAUAUAGUAAUGGCGGUCCCGGAACAACAAAUAAUACCACAGGAAAUUGGAAGUGGUGGCGGUAGCGGGAGCGAGCCAGCGUCAUCAAGAUGGCCAAAGCCAGAAGUUCUUGCACUUAUUAAGUUGAGAAGCGGGCUUGAAACUAAAUACCAAGAAGCUGGGCCUAAGGGGCCACUUUGGGAAGAAAUUUCAACAGGAAUGCAAAGGAUGGGCUAUAAAAGAAGUGCCAAAAGAUGCAAAGAAAAAUGGGAGAAUAUCAACAAGUACUUCAAGAAAGUAAAAGAAAGUAACAAAAAUCGCCCAGAAGAUGCCAAGACUUGCCCUUAUUUUCAUGAGCUUGAUGCCCUUUAUAGGAAAAAGAUUCUUGGUGGAAGUGGUGGUGGUGGUGGUGGAAGCACCUCUACUAGUGGCUUUGACAGCCAAAGUAGGCCACAAGAACAGCAGCAGCAGCAGCAAGAGAGCUUACAAUUGGACCCAAUGCCACAUCCAAUGCAGCAGCCACCGCAACAGACACAAGGCACAGAAUCACAAAAUAAAAAUGGGGCUGGUGGUGAUGUUCAAGCAAGCAAUAUAGGUUUGCCUGGGAUUCUCGGAGAAGGAAAUGGAGGAGCAGCAAAGAAGCCAGAAGACAUCGUGAAGGAGUUGAAGAAACAGCAGGGGACUCAACAACAACAGCAGCAGCAGCAACAGCAACAACAGUUAAUGGUUGAUGGCUAUGAUAAGAUGGAGGAAGGUGACAGUGAAAACGUAAAUGAAGAUGAAUAUGACGACGAAGACGAGGGAGACGACGAUGAUGAAGAGGAGGAGGAGGAGGGGUUACAAGAGGAGAGGAAAAUGGCAUACAAGAUAGAGUUCCAAAGGCAGAACACAAGUAGUGCCGCCAAUGGAGGAGGGACUGGGGCACCCUCCUUUUUGGCCAUGGUUCAAUAGUACCAUUGUCAAUAUCCUCGUAUCCUCAAAAUGUACCAUAUGUACCUAUGUGUGCAGAAGCUCAAAUCAAACAAAAGAUAUCUAACAAAACUAUUUGAGUUCAAAGCCUGACAACCAUAAAACUUCUUCCCUUUAAUUCCAUUUCCUUUCACCCCCAUAAAUUCUUUUCUCAUCCUGUGUCUUAUCUGUCCCUUUCCUUUCCUUUUCCUUCUCCUUUUCCUUCUCCUUUUCCACCAUAAUAGCUUUGUUAAGAUGAGAUGUCAUUUUGCAUGGCAAUCAUCACCACUAUUUGUACCACUUUUUCUUUCAAUUUAUUGAUUUGUUGAUUGUUGAAUAAAGCACCUGUUUGUUCAAGACAAAACAGGAGGAUUGAUUAAGGAAGACCAAAAUAAGCUUUGGCCUAGCCUAGCUUACUACCUAGGACCAACACCAUAGUCAUUUAGUCAUGUCAACAUCAUCAAAGAGAUCAGACAGAAGACAGCAGCAGCAGCAGCAGCAGCAGCCCAGAGAAGAAGAUAUGGGACGAGAGAAAGAACGUGUACAAGUUAAUUAGAGCAUGCAUGCUGAUAAUUGUGAUCAUAUAUACAAUCCUUAGGAGAAGCUAGCAGAUCAUGUUAAUUAAUUAAUGCCUUUUAUUUAUAAGCAAUAUUGCAUUCUUUCUCUUGCUUAGCUUGAGUUUUAUGAAGAUUCAUUCUUGGAUAGUUUUCCAGGAUUUCUUCAUCUUUAUUGAUAAUGUAAUCAAACUUUAUUUUAUUUUUAAUUCUUUAACUUCAGCGCA